This is a messenger RNA of Lolium perenne, 985 nucleotides long. Its product is annotated as large ribosomal subunit protein uL30z. Gene Ontology annotation, biological process: maturation of LSU-rRNA from tricistronic rRNA transcript (SSU-rRNA, 5.8S rRNA, LSU-rRNA). Gene Ontology annotation, molecular function: RNA binding; structural constituent of ribosome. The record is from RefSeq and is a predicted model, not a curated record. Lineage: Eukaryota; Viridiplantae; Streptophyta; Magnoliopsida; Poales; Poaceae. Gene Ontology annotation, cellular component: cytosolic large ribosomal subunit.
UCUCGAUUCUUCUCUCCCAAACCCUCCUCUCUCCGACCGCCGCCGCCUCCGCCUCCCACACCGCCGAGAUAGCCCCGCGCCGCCGACGGCCAUGGCGGAGGAGGAGGGGACGCAGCAGCUGGCCUUCGUCAAGGAGACGGUGCUGAAGAAGCGGAAGGUGAACGAGGACUGGGCCAUCAAGAACCGCGAGCGCAAGGCGGCCAAGCGCCAGCGCCGCCGCAACGACGCCAAGGGCGCCAUCAAGCGGCCCGAGGACUUCGUCCGCGAGUUCCGCAACAAGGAGCUCGACCUCAACCGGAUGCGCACGCGCCUCAAGGUCCGCAAGCUGCGCCCCGCCGAGGCCGUCGCCGCCAACCUCAUCUUCGCCAUCCGCAUCCCCGGCACUGUGGACGUGCACCCGGACAUCAGGAGGAUCCUGGCCAAGCUGCGGCUCACGCAGGUCCUCACCGGCGUCUUCCUCAGGGCCACCGAGGCUAAUCUCAAGAGGCUUGCUGCUGUUGAGCUGUUUGUCACAUACGGGUUCCCGAACUUGAAGAAUGUAAAGGAGCUUAUUUACAAGAAGGGUCGUGGGUUUUUCGACAGGGAGCCUUUCCCCCUUACCAGCAAUGACCUAAUCGAGAAGGCUCUGGGAGAGCACGGCGUCAUAUGUUUGGAAGACGUCGUGCACGAGAUCUCCACGGUCGGGCCGCACUUCAGAGAGACGUCGAGCUUCCUCAUGCCAUUCAAGCUCAAGUGUCCCGAGAGGAGGCUGCAGAUGAAGAAGAAGCCCUUCAAGGCUGGUGGCGACACAGGCAACCGUGGCGACAAGAUCAACGAGCUAAUCGAGAAGCUGAACUGAGGCGGUCUGCACCUGCCAUCUGCAAACAAGACAUGGAUCCGUUACCUUAUCUGUUUUGUAAUAGCAUAGCUGAGUGUACCUUUGUUUUUGAAACCGUGCCCAAGAGUUGGGGAUCAUCAGAUCGUGAAAUAGCAGAAACUGUUCUCA